This is a messenger RNA of Scheffersomyces coipomensis, 894 nucleotides long. RefSeq lists its product as uncharacterized. Bases 1 to 894 code for a protein of 297 amino acids. The record is from RefSeq and is a predicted model, not a curated record. The transcript has a single exon. NCBI's taxonomy places the organism in Eukaryota, Fungi, Ascomycota, Pichiomycetes, Serinales, Debaryomycetaceae.
AUGAGUCCUCGUACAAUGAGACCAAUUAGAAAUGCAAAAUCACCAGUUAAAUUCCAAUCUUUAUCCCCUAAGAAAUACCCGCUGGUUAUGAAUUUUAAAAUUCCUGAACUGAGUGCAUUUACAAUCAAUAGUCCACCUAGUGGUAAUAAAGAGAAUGUUAAUAAUUGUGAAUCUCCUAUCAAGAGAAAACCAUUAAUUGAAAGAUUUAAGACUGGCGAUGAAUUUAUUUCAAAAUCAAGUGUUCAAGAUAAGGUUGACAAGAAUUUAGAUGAAUUAGAAGAUGAUGAGUUUGAUGCUGAACAAGAUGAUAUCUCUCAACCAACAAUAAUCAAAGGUGAAUCAAUCAAUAACAAAUUAGGAAGAAUAUUUGAAGAUAUUGAUCCACCUCAUUCAACUAUUAAUAGAGAUACCAUUUUUGAUGAAGAUGAUGGCGAAUCAUUUGUUGAUAAUAUCUUUCAAGCAAUUAGUGAUAGAAAUGCAGGUAAAGCAGAUUUUCAAAAGGCAUUAUUGAAAUAUACUGAAUUGAAUCAUAAAGUUAAAAUUGAUAAGAAGUUAACUGAGUUAAUUUCAUUGACUGAUGAUUUAAAUUUAUCUGAACUUCAAAUUAAACCAAUUGAUACUAGUUAUGAUGAAAGUAAUAUUGAAGAAAAAUACUUUCAGUUACUUGCUAAAUAUGAAGAUUUAAAGGAUCAAAUAGUUCAUGCUCAAGAUACUGUUCUGAAGUUCAAAGAAACCCAUCUCUCUAUGAUUUACCAUAUUAAGCAUUUUGUAUUCUCUCCACCUUCCAAGACUGACGAGACCAUAGUUCCAAACACUAAAAUUAAUUUAUUUGAACAACUUGUAUUUGGUGAUUUAUUCGAAGAUAUUGAAUUAGAGGAAACAGAAAAAGUUUGA